Messenger RNA from Salvelinus fontinalis (brook trout), 2137 nucleotides. RefSeq names its product phenylalanine--tRNA ligase alpha subunit. The transcript has 13 exons. Gene Ontology annotation, biological process: phenylalanyl-tRNA aminoacylation. Gene Ontology annotation, molecular function: phenylalanine-tRNA ligase activity; tRNA binding; ATP binding. Gene Ontology annotation, cellular component: cytosol; cytoplasm; phenylalanine-tRNA ligase complex. The coding region runs from base 47 to 1540 and encodes 497 amino acids. The record is from RefSeq and is a predicted model, not a curated record. NCBI's taxonomy places the organism in Eukaryota, Metazoa, Chordata, Actinopteri, Salmoniformes, Salmonidae.
AUACUGAGCUCACUACCGGUCUCUUUUCGGCUUCGCUGUGACAAGCAUGGCUGACACUGGUCUUGUAGAAACGCUUCUUCGGCGGGUAGAAAAGGUGGACGGUGGUCUCGACAGUCAGGAUGUUGCGACCAGUCUUGGGGUGGACCACCAAGCUAUCGUCGGGGCUGUGAAGAGCCUACAGGCACUUGGUGAUGUGAUCUCAGCUGAGCAGCGCUCCUCAAAGCACUGGGAGCUGACUGGGGAAGGCUGCGAGAUAGCCGAGCAGGGCAGCCAUGAGGCCCGAGUCGUCAUCUCCAUCCCAGAGGAAGGGAUGCCUCAGAGUCAGCUCAUGAAACUAGCCUUUGGGAAGGUGGGUUUUAGCAAGGCCAUGUCCAACAAGUGGAUCCGUCUGGAUAAGGGCCACGAGGGCGGACCCAGGAUCUUCAAGACUGUGGAGCACUUAGAAGACUUGGUGAGGGACAAGUUGCUCCUGGUACAGAAAGGCCAGGCGUCUCAACUGGAGGAGAAGGAGAAGAAUGAGCUGAAGAAACGCAAACUGCUCUCUGAAGUGACGGUCAAGUCCUAUUGGAUCACAAAGGGCAGCUGUUUCAGCACCACCAUCACUAAGCAGGAGACGGAGCUCACCCCAGAGAUGAUCGCUAGUGGGAGCUGGAAGGAGAAGAAGUUCAAGCCUUAUAACUUUGAGGCCAUGGGUGUGGCCCCAGACUGUGGCCACCUGCAUCCGCUCAUGAAGGUCCGCACGCAGUUCAGACAGAUCUUCCUGGAGAUGGGCUUCACUGAGAUGCCCACCAACAACUUCAUUGAGAGCUCCUUCUGGAACUUUGACUCCCUGUUUCAGCCCCAGCAGCACCCUGCAAGAGACCAACACGACACCUUCUUCCUGUCCGACCCAGCUCAGGCCCAUGAGUUUCCCCAGGACUACCUGGAGAGAGUGAGGAAGGUCCAUUCAGAGGGAGGCUUUGGAUCACAGGGGUACAAGUAUGACUGGAAGAUUGAGGAGGCUCAGAAGAACAUCCUCCGUACUCACACCACAGCAGUCAGCGCUCGCAUGCUGUACAAACUCGCUCAGCAGGAAAAGUUCACCCCUGUCAAGUACUUUUCCAUCGACAGAGUAUUCCGUAAUGAAACUCUGGAUGCCACCCACUUGGCAGAGUUUCACCAGAUUGAGGGCGUGGUGGCUGACUAUGGCCUUACCCUGGGUGACCUCAUGGGCAUCCUUCAUCAGUUUUUCAAUAAACUAGGAAUCACCAAAUUACGCUUUAAACCGGCCUACAAUCCAUACACCGAGCCGAGCAUGGAAGUGUUCAGCUAUCAUGAAGGGCUGAAGAAGUGGGUGGAGGUGGGGAACUCGGGGAUGUUCAGGCCAGAGAUGCUGCUGCCUAUGGGGCUCCCUGAGGGGGUGACGGUCAUCGCCUGGGGGCUGUCUCUGGAGAGGCCCACCAUGAUCAAGUAUGGCAUCAACAACAUCCGUGAGCUGGUGGGACACAAGGUCAACCUACAGAUGGUCUACGACAGCCCUGUGUGUCGACUGGACUCUUAGAUUCUGUUCAGGCUUCCACUUGGACAGGCUUACAUUACCAUACACAUCCUAUCCAAGGCCCGUGUCAUCAGGACCCCUUUGCCCACUAGCAACCAUAUGAACACUGAACAAUCCCACAAAACCUUAAUCUACCUUGGCCAGAGACUGACAGAGAGACAGAUCUGUCUGUUUGAGAGGGAGGGAAAGAGGACGUACUUUUCUCCUUAUAGCUUGUCUGUGGUUCUAGCUGUAUUAUAGCCGUUGUUUAGCCACAUGAUACACAGAUUAUACUUUAAACCUAAUUUAUGAAACAGUUAUAACUCAUCUUUGGUCCUAACCAGCAGCUAUGCAUGUGCUGAGGGGUAGGUAGUGCUAGUACUGUGUUCUCUGCUGAUGUGUGCACUACAUCAGAGCAUAAGGAACUUCACCAGUGAGUCUGUUUUUUCAUUUAAACGUUAGGUAGCCGCUGUGCACUUUUCUAUUUAAUGAAAUGCUUGUACAGUAAAGAUGCUAACUUGAAGCCCUUUAGCCUUCCAUACAAAAUCAACUAACUCUGUGCUGUGUCCACUCAGUUCAUGAAACAAAUUAGAAAUGGUCAAAUAAAGAUGUUUGAAAGUA